Ahaetulla prasina is the source of this 4978-nucleotide messenger RNA. It is a transcript of the gene CASP7, whose product is annotated as caspase 7. NCBI's taxonomy places the organism in Eukaryota, Metazoa, Chordata, Lepidosauria, Squamata, Colubridae. The record is from RefSeq and is a predicted model, not a curated record. Gene Ontology annotation, biological process: apoptotic process; proteolysis. Gene Ontology annotation, cellular component: cytoplasm. Bases 457 to 1386 code for a protein of 309 amino acids. The transcript is spliced from 7 exons.
UUAACUUGGUCCUCUCCAGAUAUGUGAGGAUGACAAAACCGACCAUGACUAGACGAAAAAGCAGUUUAUUCCUAAAGGGGGAAAAAAUCCAGCUGCCGAAAACUGAAAUUCAGCUGCCUGGAGCGAGGGGUAAGGAAAGGGCGAAGCCACUGGCCGGGGUUGCGGAUUGCGAAAACAAACGCUUGUUCCACUCUCAGCCCAAAGGAGGCGCUAUAGAGACUUGACUGACCCGAACGGGAAGGCGGAUCGCUAAAUUUAAGUCUCUCCGCGGUAACUUCCUGGAUUGCCGCAGGGAGUAAAGUUUUCUGACCGUUUAGUUUCGCUUUUACUUCCGACGUAGCGUUGCGGACAGCAGGAAAAGCGAGAGGAUUCGGGAGCUGCUCGCCGCGGGCAUCACGCGGCGUCUGUUGCUUAUCUAAAUAUUGGCAGAAGAUACCUAUUCCUGUGUUGCCACUGAUGGCUGAAGAUACUAAAAAUGAUUAUGCUGAUACAGUUGAUGCAAAACCUUCAAGAACUGAUCGGUUAUCCAUCUUUCCAAAAAAAAAGAAGAAUGAAUGGGAAGGUCAGCCAGAGGAUUCUCCUGGUAACCAAUAUCGGAUUAUUAUCCCUACAUUCCAAUAUAAUAUAGCCUAUAAGAAGCUUGGUAAAUGCAUUAUUAUAAACAAUAAGAACUUUGCAAAAGAAACAGGGAUGUUUAUACGAAAUGGUACCGACAAAGAUGCUGGUGACUUACAAAAUUGUUUUCGGGACAUUGGUUUUGAGGUUUCCAUCUAUAAUGAUCUCAGCUGUAAGAAAAUGAGGGAAAUUCUUGGUGAAGUUGCCAAUGAAGAUCACAGUGACGCUGCUUGUUUUUCAUGCAUCUUAUUAAGCCAUGGAGAUGAAGGCCGCAUCUAUGGCACAGAUGCAUUCAUGGCAAUCAAGGAUUUGACGACACUUUUCAGAGGAGACAAAUGCCAAAGCCUAAUUGGAAAACCCAAAUUGUUCUUUAUUCAGGCAUGCCGCGGUUCUGAAUUUGAUGAUGGGAUUCAGACAGAUUCGGGUUCUUCAAAUGACACCCUGGAAAUGGAUGCCAAUCCAAGAUACAAGAUUCCAGUUGAAGCAGAUUUUUUGUAUGCAUAUUCCACUGUACCAGGUUACUAUUCCUGGAGGAAUCCAGGGAAAGGAUCCUGGUUUGUGCAGUCUCUUUGCUCAGUGCUGAAUGAGUAUGGCAAAAAACUGGAGAUCCUGCAAAUUCUAACCCUGGUUAAUUACAGAGUAGCAAGAAACUAUGAAUCUCAGUCUGAUGACCCACGCUUCUGCAGGAAGAAGCAGGUUCCUUGUGUGGUAUCCAUGCUAACUAAAGAACUUUAUUUCUGUAAAUUGGUGCCACCAGCACAGCAAACUUAAAAUACAUGGUGCAUGAUAACUUGCAAUACAUUUUUAAUCUAAGCUUUUCCAGCAAAAGGCAGUCAUAAAUCUAGAGUUAAAAUUGAUACAUGGCUUUUAAAAUACACAAUACCAGGAUUACCUCAGUCGAUUAAUAUAUUGAUUUUCACAGUGCCACAUGUUUCUGUAUUGUUGGAGGUGCCUAUUCCUUGUUUCUAUUUUUACUGGGAGCAAUCACAAUAUUUCUCUGGAGUCUUGCUUUCCCCGUCAUAGAAAUAGGUCAUUUUUCCUCUAUUAAUUACUUUUUUUAGGUUUAUCAUUAAUUUAUAAGAAUAAUUGUAUAUAUUUUGUCAAAUAUCUCCAGUGACAUCUGCAAUACAAAAAAAAGUAUUAGCAAAGUUUAUUUGAUGUUCAGUGAUAAAAUGGUUGAGAAAUCAUCUAAGGAAGCUUAAAUGCUCUUUUUCAUCCCAGUCUACAUAUAGAAUCACUAGGUGGGAUCCAUAUUUAGUCUUAUAAAUCAUUACUUUGUGUACCACUUGAUUUCAUUAUUAUUAAUUUAAACUCCAUAAUUUCAGUGAGUCUGCUCUAACUUAAGUAAAUCAGCUGUUAAUUUAAGUAAUUCUCUAUGAACAACUCCCUGUUCUCUUCCUUGUUUUGGCAACCAGUUCUUAUAAACGUAAGAUACAUAUGAAUGGCUUAUUUUUACCUUGAAUGAAAAAAAUGUUCCUGGUCCUUUUUUGAGAUCAAUGAACAAUAAAUACAAUGUACAAUCUAUUCUACACCAAAGUAAUUUUGUAUCAAAGGCAUUUAUGUAGUAUAUAAAUAGAACAGUAUUAUAGGUUGUUGAUUUGUUCAAUGCAUAAUUCUACAAAGCAAGUAAAAGAAUAGAAAAUUAUUUCUAAGAUUCUAUUUUCUUGUAAUUAUUUGCCACUGUUAACAAACCUUAAUUUUGUUCUCAUUUUCUAUGCAUAAUUGUAGUCUUUGCCUAAACAAGUUUUUCUUGGAAUGUCUUUAUCCCUUGUGGUAAUUGUUGGUUUCUUGUUUUCUUAAUAUACAAUCAAUAUUAUGUAACUUUUUUUUAAUUUUUACAAAAAGCCUUUAUUAGUAGUACAUAUUUACAAUAGAUUCACUUCAUAGAUUUUCACAUUUAUUGUACAAUUAGAGUAGCUACUUGGUAGUUUAAGGACUUACCAAGGGACUUGUCCCUUUCAAGCAACUUUUGGGCCAAUAUACUUUUCAAAUGCACACACACAAACACAUAUAUGCACUGAUGAAAGUUCCUGAAAUUGAAUCUUUGGGAUUAGGCAUGUUGUUUUGGUUUUUGACACAGAAGAGAAGAUGACCUUGAUGAAAUACAUGACAACCAAUCAAAGCAGGUGCUAUUUUGGGUUGUAAAGUGAUUACAAUUUGGUAAUAAAGUAUUUUCCUUAGCCUACAGUUUGCAUACAAAAUAAAAUUGGAAAUGUAACUACAAAAUAGCAUUAAUCAUGGGGACUGCAACAGUACUAAAACAUUCUCAGUGACUUCUAAGAAUUCUUAAAGAGUUUACAUUUCUGCUCUAUGAAGAUGUAUUAAUAAACUGUUUAUUAUAGCACUGGAAAUAGCUAUCUCCAUUAACCUUAUAAGAAUGUUAAAUACUUUGAAAUGCUUAAGUUAACCAGCGGCUAACAAAGGAAAGGAAUGUAGAAAAAUUCCUUAGUUUAUCACCAAAUAUUCACAAAUUCAGUAAAACAGAAAUUUUCCACUGUGUUUAUAUUAUUUGCAUAAUGAACUGUGAAUUAUGUAAUUUCUGAUUUUGUGGUUAGUCAACAAUAACAGGCACCCUUUAUACCAUGGAUCAAUUAUGGUGAGGGCAUAUUUUCUAAAUUAUUUAUAUGUAAUAUGGCCAAUCUAUAUAUAAGCAAAAACCAUGUUUCUUUGAAAAUAUGUUUAUGAAUUCCAAAAAGGAAAAAACUGAUGGGAUAAACAUAGAUAUACAAUACAACAAAUCUGUUUGUUAAGGUGUUUUUGUUUUAACUUUUGGAAGAAGGCAUAUUUAGCACCUCACACCUGGAGAAAUCAUUGGUAGUAUGCUGUAUUACUAUAAUCCAGCUGUCAUUACAAUAUGUGUUUCUCUAGGUUUGUUUUGUAUCUUCCAAAUAUGUAAUAUAUGUUUAUUGCUCAAAAAGAAAGUUAUCUUUAGCAUAGCAAUCUUCCUGGAAAAGGAGUAUUGGGCAGCAGUUCCUAGCAAGGGUGGCCAAUUGCUGAAGUAGUGGUCCUAUAUAUUUGAAGGACACAUUUAGGGGCUAACGUUGUAUACCAGCCAGACAGUGCUGUAAAGCAUUAUGGAGCAGUAUGUAAGUAUGGCUUGCUUCAAGUUGAAUCAGAUCUCUGGUAGAUCAAUUAAAAGCAUGUAGUUGCAUCAAGCACCAAAGCUUUGAAACAUGUUCCUUAAUGUAGAGGAGAUGUGAGAUAUAAUUCUCAAUCAGAAACCAGAUGAGAGCAAGUCUGACCAUUAUAAAAAUGGAAACAAAACUGGUCCACUCCCAAAGAGGGAGCCUGAUAGCCUAUUAUUUAGGGAGGGAUGAAAAAAAUUACAUGUAAAAUACUGAGAGUAUAAUUUUUUAAAAUAAGGACUACUUCAAUAUUUACUUUCAUUACUGACAUUUUACUUUCAAUGUUCUUAAAUAUUAGUAGUUCACUUCUUGGAUUUUUCUCAUGCAUUUUCUGAGUGAUUCUCUGAAGCUUGACAAUCUCAGCAACUUGUUACUCUGACAACCCAGCUUCAACUUUUCCAAAACCAAUUCAUAAAAACUCACUUGUCUACUGUUGACUCUGAAUAAGACAGCAACGUUUUAGUCCAGUUUAAAUAUUAGAUGAGUCUGCACCAUUCUCUGAAAGAUACCCAAAUUAAUCAACUGAUUUACACCAAAAGCCAUCUAGGACAAGACCAGCAGUUGCUAGCCACUGCCCAACUUCUGUAAAAUUAUUUUGCUGCCCAAGUUCCAUCCAGUAAAAUGAGAUAGAUCUUCUGAUGAUCUUAAAAAAAAAUACACCACACAGUGUGAGUUAGAAAUUUCCUUGAGCCAGAUAUAUAUACCCCUCAGUGAUUUUGGGAAACGGAAGAGAGUUUCAGUAUGUCGGCAAACUUGUGGGCAAGAUCUGAGGAAAAGUCUAAUCUAUUAUAAAAACCUACUUCCGCCUCGGAUCUUGGAUACGUGUUUGCAGCUCAGACUCCCAACUGAAGCAUAAGUUGCUAAAUAAAAAUACAUCCGUGCACUAAUUCUUUGUAUAUAACAAUUGGUUUAGUUAUUUAUUACUCAUUUACUUUGCAGUAUUUGUUGCCAUCUCAAUCAGGUUGCCUCCUGCAAAGUUAAGAAGUCUAUAAUUACAUUAAAAACAUAAUAGUAAUAGAAAGAAAUACAGUACAUCUUAAGGGCCAAAUGCUAAGUGGAGCAAUAAUAAUUUGGUCUGUCCAAACUAACAGCCAAUCAUACUUCUGGAGCAAAGUGCAAUGAAUUCACCGCUGAGAAGGCCUGAUCUUUUUGAACAAGCAUCAUGUUUGGAUGGCAUAUUUAAUUAUAUGGCUGCUCAUUUCACAUAAAUGACUGGGCAACUAAUAAAAAAAUAAAAA